AUGGCCUCAUCGAGGGAAUACUACGAGUAUCACCACCACCACCGCCAUCACCACCACCACGGCGCCAAGAAGCGCCUCUACCUCGAACCCCCGACCAACGGCUCCGUCACCGUCCGCACCAAGAAGACGACCUUCAUCCCGCCACCCCCGCGCGAAUGCACACCGCCGCCGCCGCCCGUCAUCGUCAAGCCCGCGCCACCUCCUCCCGUCGUCGUCGAACCCCCGCCGCCGCCGCCCCCGGCUCUGCCGUGCCCUCCCCCCUCCCCGCCUCCCCCUCCCGUCGCGGCCCCGGAGCCCGCGCCGAUAGAGGUCAUCGCCGUCGACGUCGAACCCUCGGUCCGGUCCAGCAAGUCCUCACGCCAUAGCCACAGCCGGAGUCGCUCGUCGCGCCGCGGCAGCCGGGACCGCGACCGCGAGCGCGACGUGCGCGAGGUCUACGUCGAGCGCGAGAAGCUGGUGCCCGUGAGGGUCCCCUACCCCGUCCCCGUCCCCGUCGAGCCGCGCUACGAGACGUUCCGCUACGUCGAGGGCAGGCGGUACAGCCCGCCGCGCAUGCUGCCGCCCCCGCCGCCCGCCGAGGAGGAGAGGAUGCGCGUCACCAUCUCGGACCGGAGGAGGGAGAGGGAGUACAACUACCGGCGGUGA
This is a messenger RNA of Colletotrichum higginsianum IMI 349063, 645 nucleotides long. Its product is annotated as Mg2+ transporter. The transcript has 2 exons. The record is from RefSeq and is a predicted model, not a curated record. Lineage: Eukaryota; Fungi; Ascomycota; Sordariomycetes; Glomerellales; Glomerellaceae. The coding region runs from base 1 to 645 and encodes 214 amino acids.